ACUCGCCCAUGGCAUUUGAAAACGAAACAAAAAUCGGAUUGUGUUCUGUGAAGGAUUUAUGCAAAUUAAAUUAUAUACUGUCUGCAUCUAAUAUAUCCGGGACAAGAUCAACUGGAACCAACUAAUGUAAUAUACUGGUAGAGGAAUGUCUGCGACUUAGCCGAGGGCCACUGGAUAAGGAAUGUUGAUGGCAAAACAGGGUAAAAUUGUGCGCUACAAAGCAAAACGUGUGUAAGUAAUGGAUACUGAAUUCCGAAAUUGGAUAAAGGCAUGUUUAGCCAUUAAAUGUGUCAAAGAUGGGUUGGUUCCACUUGUGGAAAAAUACACUAACAUACAUUAUACAAGUAACAAAGAUGAGGUCGUUAAAGUAUGUGGGAUACCCACUUAUUUGUGUAAAACGUGCGACGUUACUGAACUUGAACCCUACCACAAAACAUCCAAGAUAACAUGUAAAUUCAGAAAAUGCGGUUGCAAAAACGAUAAUAUGAAAAAAUGCCAGGAAAAUCGUGCAUGUGGUGUUGUAUAUGAUCAAAUUCAAUCUGCACACAUUAGAAAUGAUCCAAGUUGGCCAAACACAAAUUGUGACAAGUGGUCAAGUAGUGCAUGGGAACAGAUGAAAUGUUACAUCUUCACCCCUGGUUACAAACAGAAAACGGAUAUAUCGUGUGCUGAUGUGACAGCUCUUAUUCAGAUUUGUCUUAACUACAGACCUCUGAGAACCAUAUUCAACCUGAAUGUAGUAGAUCUUGAAGAGGUACUGAGGUGCAGAAAUGACAUAUACCAUUCAAGCACUUUGAAAGUGUCAAACGGCGACCUGAACUAUUUUUUGUCUACUAUGAAAACGUUUUUAAAGUUAAAUGUGUUUCAAGACUUCAAAGAUGAAGUAGAACGCAACUUAGAGAUACUAGGCAAAUUAGAAAAUGACAAGUUUGAAGUAUCUAAAGAAAAUGAACUAGACGCAAGAAAGGAUGCAAUGGGUGGAAUUCAAGAAUCUAUAGCAGAAAUGCUUGAAAACCAAAAACAAGUUGGCCAAAACAUCGAGGUUCUUAUAUCUGUAAAUGAUAGCCAUAUGCAGGAGGUUCAGAAUUGUAUGAGACAAAUUAAGGAGCAAUAUGACAUAAUAAGUACAGAACAGUGUUCACAACAUCGAGAAAUAAGAAAACAAAUAUCAGAUCAAACACAAAAUUUAGAAGAAAUACGAGAGAAACAAGUUUUACUAGGUGCCUCGAUGUCUGAUCUGGGAACCGAUAUGAAAAAAGGGAUGCAGGAAUUGCUUACAAGUACGUUUCGUUCUAAUAAACAAAUUUUUCAUCAUUGUAAUUUGUUUAACCCGUUAUUUUUAUUGUCAACUUCAAUAUCUGAACUUUUCCAUCAAGGACAUUAAAAUCUUUUGGAUAUUUUGUAUAUUUAUACUUGUUUGGAUUGUUGUAUAUUUUACAAAGUGAAACUUCAUAUUUGAUUAUAAGUAACUACACAGCGGUGUUACCCUGAUUCGCCCUUUGUAUAAAUGUGUUAAUUGGAGCAUAUUUUUAUCCUACUUUAUCAAAUAAACAGGAAAAAGAAAUUAAUUA
This is a messenger RNA of Dreissena polymorpha, 1571 nucleotides long. RefSeq lists its product as uncharacterized. NCBI's taxonomy places the organism in Eukaryota, Metazoa, Mollusca, Bivalvia, Myida, Dreissenidae. The transcript has 6 exons. The record is from RefSeq and is a predicted model, not a curated record. The coding region runs from base 239 to 1384 and encodes 381 amino acids.